AUCGGGACCAGAAGGAGCAGGCGCAGGCGGCGGUCUUGUGGUCAGAGGCCCCCGCGUGAAAGUACUUAGAGAGGAAAGAUGGGAGAGGGCACAACCAGGCUUCGUUUCCCGAUUAGGAAGGGUCGCUGGCGGCUUGGCGCGCUUCGUGCUGACUCAGCUGUGGUCAUUCUAAUGAUGCUCUUAGUGAUGUCCUCCGCUGUGGUGUUCUGGGGAAUGGGCGCUUCCAUAUCCGCCGUGGUGGGGGAGGAGAAGGGGGGGGGGAGGUGGUUCCCCUUGGGAAUGCCGAUGGAGCAGCCAUCGGAUCAAAAUGCGGAUCUGGUCACUGACGACUUCUUCGAGGGGGAUGUAAAUGGUAGUCUGGGGGGAAGGGGAGGGGAGGGGGGGAGGGGGGGAGGGGGUACGAUACCACGUCGGACUGCUGAGGGUGGUGAUGAUGAUAAUGACGUGUCAUCUGCGGGGAUGAAGACGGCGCAGCCUCGACGCCGGAGCUUGAUGGAAGACGUGGGAAAGCAGCAGAUAGUGGAUGAACAGGAUUACGGGGAUGGCAAUUUGAGAGGAGAUCCUGUGGGAGAAGGAGAGCAGGGGGCCAACGAGAAAAAGGGGGACACGUUGUCGGGGAUAACGACAAUUCUGGCGGGACUAGAGGGAGAGGAGAAGGAGAAGGACAAGACGGGGGUGAGGUUUGAGGAGGCGAAGGUGAAUGGGAAAUUAGAGUACGUGGCGCGAUUGAGGCCGCAGAAGUAUAAGGAGAAAGAGAAGGCGGAGGAGAAGGUAGUAUUAGGAGGAGGAGGAGGAGGAGGAGGAGGGGAAACGGAGGGAGUGGGAGGGAAUGAUGGCGGGAACGGGACGGCGAUUGCGCGGGAAACGAAGGGAGAAGUAGGAGGAGGAGGAGGAGGAGGGGGAGAGAAUGGCGUGGCGGGUAGGGGGGUGGAUGCGGAGAAGACGGGGAAAGAAGCGGGCGCAGCAGUAGUAGUCGGAGGGGGAAAGGAAAAAAAGACUGCCUGGUAUGAGCAAUUAGGGUUACGAGGGACUGCGGACGAGACGGGUACUCUAGAUGGAAGGGAGGGAGGAGGAGGAGGUGGAGGAGGAGGGGGAGGAGGAGGUGGUGGUCCCGCUGGGCUAGUUGCGAUGACAGAAGGAGAUGGGGCUGGUGCCGCUGUAGCUGUAGACGGUGCAGGGAAGAGAACAGACGGAGGGAGAGAAGCUAUGAAAGAUGACAAGGGAGGAGAAAUCGUCGUCGGAGGACAGCAAGGAGGAGGAGAAGGAGGAGCCGGAGCAGCAGCAGCAGGAGGAGGAGGAGGAGGAGGAGGAGGAGGAGGAAGUGCAGAAGGAGAGGGAGGCGAAGGUAAUAAUGACCAGAGUAACGAAAAUGGUGGGAAAGUUGAUGACCUGGACGGUGAAGGGGAGCAAAAGGAAGAUGUUCCCCGCCUCGUUGAUCAGGACGACAACGAAUUUGUAAUUAGUAAUCCAUCAACGAAAGGGCAGAUGGAUCUUCAGGAGGACCUGACGUUGAUCUCAGACAUUGUCAAGGUGAUUGUGUCUGCGGCUGUGGGUGGGUUAGCAUGCGGAUUUCUCGGCCAGCCAGUGAUACUAGGUUACCUCGCGGCAGGAAUGUUGGUGGGACCAGGAGGUUUUUCCUUGGUCCGUGAGCUGGUCCAGGUAGAGACUCUCGCACAGUUUGGAGUGGUCUUCAUGUUGUUUGCUCUGGGUGUAGAUUUCAGCACAUCGUCUAUGCAGAGAGUGCAGAUGGUUGCACUCGGAGGAGGCUUUAUCCAAAUGACAGUCUCGAUGAUUCUAGGUGGAGUUUCUGCGCAGUUGUUUGGGGCGAGCCUGCAGCAGGGAGUCUUUGUUGGAGCAUUUCUCUCCAUGUCAUCAACGGCAGUCGUUCUCAAGUGUCUACUGGACAGCAACACGGCGAGCACAGAGAGUGGUCAGAUUAUGGUCGGCACACUGAUUACCCAAGACUGUGGCCUGGGUCUACUGUUGGCGGUACUUCCCGCGUUUGCAUCGAACAAACGUGCUGCGAGUAUUAUCUCAACCCUGGGACACAACUUGGCAACGCUCGUUGGGUUUGCGGUCCUGGCGUGGAUAAUUGCAAAAAUUCUUAUCCCUCAUUAUUUUCGCAUUCUGGGCCGAGUGACGCGGAGCACAUCUGAGCUCUACCAGCUCGGAGUCGUGGCGAUCUGCUUGGCCGUCGCAUUGUUUGGCGAAUUCAUCGGUCUCAGUAUUGAAGUCGGAGCUUUUGUCGCCGGCCUUAUGGUGUCCGGUGGACCUCACAAUGAACGAACUCUGCACCAGAUCGAUCCGAUCCGGAACAUCUUUGCAGCACUGUUCUUGUCAUCGAUUGGAAUGCUAAUGCAGCCAAGGUUUUUAUGGGACCACAAAGUUGUUCUGUCAUCGGCACUGGCAAUCGUAUUCCUCGGCAAAACUGCCCUUGUUGCAAUUGUAGUGCGCUUGUUCGGGUAUUCGGCGCGAACGGCGCUGAGUGUUGGAAUAGCGCUGGCACAAAUCGGAGAACUGUCCUUUGUUCUCUUGAGCCGCGCCCGACGACUUAAGCUGGUUUCCUCAGGUGUCUAUCUGCUGUUAAUGGGCACAACAGCGCUGAGCCUACUCAUCAGUCCCUUCGCAUUCAAGUUCGCAAUGAGGAUCAUACCUCAUGAUGGGCCCCCAAGGAAGCGGCCGGCAGUCAAUCCGCCACCACCACUGCCUCACACCAACCAUGGUGUCAUCUCCAAUCACCGGGAUGAUCUGAAGAGGGCGGCUGCACAUCGCAACCACAGGUCAGACCACAGCGAAUUGGUUGAUGGUAUCCCUCACUCACUGUGGCCUGCCUCACCUGGAAAAGUUGUCAUGACGGUCGUGAAUGGAGCAAUAGAUGACUCUGCGGCAAUAAGACGAAUCUGAUAUUGUGCGGUGUACUGUCGACAGGAACAGCGGACUCUACGCAGCAUGGCACGCGGACUGAAAUGAGGAUGCACAGGUCCAAUAUUCACAUCCCAUCACUCAAGACGGAGGCAGAUGGACCGAACGUGGAAGCAAUAUCUCGCUACGGAAAGAAGGAUCCCUCCCUCCUGACUGGUGGUGGUCCCCACAAAUCCCAUCCAUGUCUCUACCAACAGUUUAUAUCUGCAUGGUCUCUGCAAGUAGAUUGUCUGCUUCUUAAAGAGGAUGACCCACCCCGUUGACGAGAGGAGGCUAUGUCAAGGGAGGGGGUAAAGAGGAGGAAAUCGGAACAGUGAAGGAAAAGACGAGACGAUGACCUUGCUGAAAAAAAAAAGGGUCAUCUCAAGGAGAUGCGAAAAGACAUGUGGUGGUCCUCUCGACUCCUCGUCACACAGGCUUGGGCCCUGGGGGCAUGGACUACUAAUUUCAUUGAGACACUGAAGGAAGACAAGGGAUGGCGAUUUCGACAGAAGGCAGUGUCAAGUAGAGCGGGACGACAUAUGUGGUCUUCGUUCGUUGCACACAGACUUGUCGGCAUGGGCGCUACUCGUCAUUUUGUCGAGACCAGGGCAACACGGACAACAGGGACAACAUGGGCCUGUCUCUUGCGCCAUGGAUAGACGUCGGUUUUGAAGAUGUUUGUUUUCCUAAUAUGUCCGCAUCAAGUUGUGCGCUGCCAUCCCCACCUAGAUUUGCACAGCACGAAUAGGGGGUAAGCAACAUUGCCAGGCAGGUGGAUGCCGAAAGCCAAAGGCAGAAGACCGAAACUAUGUAGAUAAUUUCAGGGAGACGCGACAGGAGGAGAGGGAGGAAUGGCAAAGAGGGGAUGGAGAGAAACUGGAGUACUUGCGUCCUUCUCAAAGUGAAAAGAGGGAGGAAUAAGAGCUCAAGGAGCUCAGAGAUAGAAGCCAAAAUCAAGAUCGCUAAAGAAGAGUGUUUGAGAAUGACAAAGUGGGAAGGGGGCGAGGAACGGGGGAAUAAAUGGCUUUUUAUUCCCUGAACUGAAAGAUACAGACCACGCUAGGUGUCCACCUACCGGUAGCAUCAGGGAGUGAGCAGGGCAAUCAUCGGUAUGAAGAUGAAUCUGUUGGAGCAAUGUUCAAACUGCGAAUCCUUCCGCAUGUGCAUCAGCGCGACUGCCUUGCCGGCUUGAUUGUGCAAAGGGAUGUGAGAUAGACCAUCCGAGGCAGUCCACUUCGCGUCCGGAAAUGAGCAGCGAAAUCAAUCGCCAUAAAAAGCAUCUGGCGGAUAAACGUUCCAGGCGGAAAUCCCUCCACGUGUGCAUUCAUGCGUCAAUGCGACUGCCUGGCUGGCUUGUUUGUGAAAAGAGAUGUUGCCGUCUAAAUCAGGUAAUGAUGGGAACAUAGGAGUGACAAUCACUCUGGCUUUGGUUUUGCCUCAGCAAGCAGGGGAGCAGUCGUGGAGAUAUACAAAUGUGAAAGAGUCGUGGAGAAGCAGAGCCGUUUGAGGCUGGCGCACAGUGACUGAAACAGUUUGGCAUGUACGGAAAUGUUAGAGAAUGUCAGAAGAUGCAAUGUCAGAAUGUACAGAGCAACAGACUUCCGAGGGGAUAUGGUUCGGCGGGCCCCGGCGGAUAUGGCUCAGCGGGCCUUGUCGGUUGUCGCUACUUUGUUACAGAUCAGUGAUCACCGCUUUUCUUUGCAGAUUAUGGCUUUGUGCCGAAAUCCGUAAUCUGGUUGUGUGCUGGCGUACGGCACCUGGUAUUGAAUCAAUCAAUAAAACAUAG
This is a messenger RNA of Chara braunii, 4690 nucleotides long. Lineage: Eukaryota; Viridiplantae; Streptophyta; Charophyceae; Charales; Characeae. The record is from the annotation of a GenBank genome assembly.